AUGAAAGCAAAGAUCUUAAAGUUGUCAAAAAUGUUGACCAAAAAAGGUAAAGUGAACAAGGAAGAACCACCUUUGGAUCUCAUAGAAGCUUUUUUCAACUUCUCAAAUGGUGAAAACCACAUGUCAAAGGAUAAACUACUUGGAUUCAUGGUGGAAUAUCAAGGAGAACAAAACUGCACCUUAUUGGAUUUGGAACCAAUCAUUGAAAAGGUUUUGCAAAUUGGAAGUUCUAGUUCUAGCAUUGAAACUAAAAAUGUUGAAGGACUAAGUAUUGAUGACUUUGUCAAUUUUUUGCUUCUUGAUGAUUUCAAUGGUCCCUUAAAAGAUGAGGUACAUCAUGAUAUGAAUGCUCCCUUGUCACAUUAUUUCAUGUACACAGGACACAAUUCUUACCUUACUGGAAAUCAAUUAACUAGUGUGAGCAGUGAUGUGCCGAUUAUAGAGGCUUUGAAACAAGGUGUACGAGUUAUUGAACUUGAUUUAUGGCCAUCUUCUACUAAAGAUGGUGGUAUUAAAGUUGUUCAUGGAAGGACUCUUACCACUCCAGUUGCACUAACCAAAUGUUUGGAAUCCAUAAAGAAACAUGCUUUUAUCAAAUCUGAUUUUCCAGUGAUUCUCACUUUAGAAGAUCACCUAACACCAAAACUUCAAGCUAAAUUUGCACAAAUGGCUAUUGAAAUAUUUGGCGAAAUGCUUUAUUGUCCCAAGAUAGAUUAUUUAACAGAAUUUCCCUCACCAGCCUCACUCAGAAACAUGGUAGUUAUAUCAACUAAACCACCAAAGGAAUCUCCUCAAUCAGAAGAAACCAGACAUGAUGUGUCAAAUGGAAGUGAAUCUUCUGAAGAUGAAUUAUGGGAAUUACAAGAUUCUAUGGCUAAACUGAAAACUAGUGACAAGAAUGUAAGCGAUGAAGAGAAGCUAGAAGAUAUAAAAACAAGCGAUUACAAAGCAAACCAGCAAAGUCCGCGCGGAUACAAACAUUUGAUUACAAUCCAUGGUGGAAAAUCACAAGGUACUAUGAAAGAUAGACUAAAAGUUGAUGGUGGUAAAGUUAGAAGACUAAGCUUGAGUGAGAAGAAACUCAAAACUGCUUCCGAAUCUCAUGGACCUGACCUGAUUAGGUUCACACAGAAAAAUAUUCUCAGAAUUUUUCCUAGAGGAGAACGCGUUCAUUCCUCAAAUUUUAAGCCACAUUUAGGGUGGAUGUAUGGAGCUCAGAUGGUUGCAUUCAAUAUGCAGGGUCAUGGUAAAUCGCUCCGGUUGAUGCAAGGGAUGUUCAAAGCAAAUGGAGGGUGUGGUUAUGUGAAAAAACCCGAAUUUCUAACUCAAGAAAGUGCACAUAAUGAGGCUUUUGAUCCUAAAAAAACACUACCAGUGAAGCAUAUAUUAAGAGUAAAAGUAUACAAAGGAGUUGGCUGGAGAUCAGAUUUUAGUCGAACGCACUUCGACCGAUUCUCUCCACCAGACUUUUACACAAAGGUUUGUAUUGUUGGAGUGGGAGCUGAUAGUGUGAAGAAGAAAACAAGUGUAAAAACGGACAACUGGUAUCCUGUUUGGGACGAAGAGUUCGAAUUCCGUUUAACUGUUCCGGAGCUCGCGUUGCUUCGUAUCGAAGUAAAAGAUAAAGAUAAGACAACAGAUGAUUUUGCUGGACAGACAUGUUUGCCUGUAUCAGAACUAAAAUGCGGGUUUCGAUCGGUUCCUUUGUGUGACUUAAAGGGAAAGAAAUUUAACUCUGUCAAGCUUUUACUUCGCUUCCAACUUGAAACUUAA
This is a messenger RNA of Lathyrus sativus (Indian pea), 1773 nucleotides long. The record is from the annotation of a GenBank genome assembly. NCBI's taxonomy places the organism in Eukaryota, Viridiplantae, Streptophyta, Magnoliopsida, Fabales, Fabaceae.